Molecule: messenger RNA, 877 nt
Organism: Sinocyclocheilus grahami
Lineage: Eukaryota; Metazoa; Chordata; Actinopteri; Cypriniformes; Cyprinidae
Product: GTPase HRas-like
Exons: 3
Coding region: 30-524 (164 amino acids)
Biological process (GO): signal transduction
Cellular component (GO): membrane
Molecular function (GO): GTPase activity; GTP binding
Source: RefSeq, a predicted model, not a curated record
UAAGAAAUAAACAAGAAACGGUCUUACUGAUGAACGCAAACCUGAGUUUGGUGUUGAUUCGGCAGGACUCCUACAGGAAGCAGGUGGUGAUUGACGGGGAGACGUGUCUCCUGGACAUCUUGGACACUGCAGGUCAGGAGGAGUACAGCGCCAUGAGGGACCAGUACAUGAGGACAGGAGAGGGCUUCCUCUGUGUGUUUGCCAUCAAUAACACCAAGUCCUUUGAGGACAUUCAUCAGUACAGGGAACAGAUCAAACGGGUGAAGGACUCGGAUGAUGUGCCCAUGGUGCUGGUGGGUAACAAAUGUGACCUCCCGGCCCGGACGGUGGACACGCGACAAGCACAGGAGCUCGCGCGCAGCUACGGGAUCCCCUUCAUCGAGACCUCGGCCAAAACACGACAAGGUGUGGAGGAUGCGUUUUACACGCUGGUGCGAGAGAUCCGUCAGCACAAGAUGAGGAAGCUGAACCCGCCAGACGAGAGCGGACAGGACUGCAUGAGCUGCCGCUGCGUCGUGUCGUGAUCCAGGUGCCAGAAUACACAUAAUGUUAGGACACCAUAAACAGAAGGCAUGAAUGACUGUGUGAAACUGCACAACACAUCGAUUUGACUCUGAAAACGAGUCGGUGAUCUCUGAUCACACUAAAUAAACUGAAAAUCAUCACUAGCAAUCACAGAAUGGCUGAGAAAUGCCACUUGAAAGGCCAGCACUUCAGAGAGAUUAUAUUUAUGUAUUUAUUAAUGUUGUUUGUUAAAGCAAGCUUCACUAUUACCAUUGUCUUUUUUUUUAUGAAAAAAUCUUUCAUGUGUAUGAUGGGAUUUAUGUACACCACCACCCAAAAUACAUUUUCUUCUGCUCACCAAGGCUGCAUUUAU